Molecule: messenger RNA, 474 nt
Organism: Didymodactylos carnosus
Lineage: Eukaryota; Metazoa; Rotifera; Eurotatoria; Philodinida; Philodinidae
Source: the annotation of a GenBank genome assembly
AUGUUCGCAUUAUCAGCUAGCAAAUGUGAACUGAAUGCAUUUAACGAGUGCUCGUAUACUCUCAACACAGCACUAGAUUCAUUAUUUUCCAAGCGAUUCAGACAUCCAUUUGAUGUUGCUUUUUUAUUUCCCUGUGAAAUUCGUGCACAAGUGGAACAAAUAUGUGAUGUAUUAAGAGCUAAAAUUGAUGUUUUGUAUGAUCAUUACUAUCGUGCUGAGUUAUCACGUCCAAAUCUUGAUUUAUAUUUGCAAUCCAAUGAUCAUCAUGAAACAAAACUGACCGUCAUUUUUCUGUCCAAAGAACAUGACUGCAAGGAACAAUGUGGCCUCGAAUUUCAUGCAAUAGAAAAUCUAAUCAAAACAAAACAAGACGAUCAAAUUAUGUUGCUAAAAGAUCAUUCUCAUCGUAUGUCGACGCGAUGUCGUGAUAAUACACCUGCUGAAUAUCAACCGUUAUUUGAGAAUAGUGGAUAA